This is a messenger RNA of Jaminaea rosea, 531 nucleotides long. Its product is annotated as rotamase-domain-containing protein. Gene Ontology annotation, cellular component: nucleus; cytosol. The transcript is spliced from 3 exons. The record is from RefSeq and is a predicted model, not a curated record. NCBI's taxonomy places the organism in Eukaryota, Fungi, Basidiomycota, Exobasidiomycetes, Microstromatales. Gene Ontology annotation, molecular function: protein binding; peptidyl-prolyl cis-trans isomerase activity. The coding region runs from base 1 to 531 and encodes 176 amino acids.
AUGUCAUCCUGGGAAGUACGCUUCAGCAACAGUCGUCAGCUCCCCUACUUCUACAAUGCAGGGACGGGCGAGUCCGUCUGGGAGGCCCCUGCUGGGCUGUCCAACGAGCAGAUCAAGGCUCUGCCUGGAGCUCAUCACCUCGGAGGCGGAGGCGGAGCUUCAUCUGGUGGUGGUGGAGGCGGCGCGCCCAGUAAAGUGAGGGCUAGCCACCUGCUGAUCAAACAUAGGGACAGUAGGAGGCCGAGCAGCUGGAAGGAGACGAACAUCACACGCUCGCCUCAGGAGGCAGAGAGCAUCCUGCGCGAGCACAUGAAUGCUCUCGGAUCCAACCCGACGACAGAACAAUUUGGACAAUUGGCAUCGAUCCACUCCGACUGCUCGUCAGCUCAGAAGGGCGGCGACCUUGGCUUCUUCUCUCGAGGUCAGAUGCAGAAGCCUUUUGAGGAUGCUGCCUUUGGUCUUCCCGUGGGCGGGCUCAGCGGUGUGGUGCAGACGGACAGUGGGACGCACGUUAUUAUGAGGACUGGGUGA